Messenger RNA from Paramisgurnus dabryanus, 6249 nucleotides. RefSeq names its product opioid binding protein/cell adhesion molecule-like (gene opcml). The record is from RefSeq and is a predicted model, not a curated record. NCBI's taxonomy places the organism in Eukaryota, Metazoa, Chordata, Actinopteri, Cypriniformes, Cobitidae.
GUUUCUUCACCUUUCAGAGCGCGAGAGCACCGCCAACCGCGCGCCGAGCGCGUUCUCUCCAUUUCCACAAGUGUUUUCUUCUUGCCUCGUUCACACAAACCCGUUUCAGCUGUUCAGUGUCCACACGCCCGGCGUCUUCUGUCAGUUGCGGACAGUUUUUUUCUGCUUCCAGUGAAGUACAUUUGGAAAAACACGAAGCUCAGAACGAGACUGAAGCAUCUUUAAGAGCGCGCGCAUCUCUGCGAGCGUGAGCAACAUACGCGUGCCUCAGAAGACCCGUCAGCUCAGUGUUUCUGAAAGCGUUUCAGAAACGAGUCACCCGAACUUUCAAGGAAUAUUUAGCAGCAAUUAAAGGAGGAAUUUAUUAUUUUUUCUGUCAGGAACUGAGAAAAAGUAAUAGCCUGCGUCUGGGGAUAUUAAUAAAAGACGGAAUACGAAAGUGGACGCUGCGUUCUGAGAGAAUUUUUUUGCAAGCGUCAGAUUUGCCGUUUGUGUAACACGGGUCCGUCGUCACAAACGUUUUCUGUGGGAAGUUUCUGAGUUUUUUGACGGACGAAAUGGGCAUAACUGGUUAUUUUGUGAUGCCGUGGAAAUGCCUGGUGGUUGUGGCGCUAAGACUGCUGUUCCUUGUGCCCGCAGGAGUGCCAGCGAGAAGCGGAGACUCUUAUUUAAAGGACAACAUCACUGUCAGACAGGGAGACAGUGCCGUCUUAAAGUGCAAUGUUGACAACAAAGUCUCGCGGGUGGCGUGGCUCAACCGGACCACCAUUCUCUUCACGGGCAAUGAAAAGUGGUCUUUGGACCCACGGGUGGUCCUGUUAAACACAGCUGUCACUGAAUACAGUAUAAUGAUUCUAAAUGUCAACUUAUAUGAUGAGGGGCCAUAUGUAUGUUCCAUUCUCACAAACAAGAAACCUGAAUCGACAAGAGUGCAUCUCAUCGUACAAGUUCCUGCCAGGAUUGUAAACAUAUCCACGGAUAUUUCGGUAAAUGAGGGGAGUAACGUAAGCCUCAUGUGUCUGGCGAUCGGACGACCUGAACCCACCAUUUUGUGGAAAUUACGCUCCUCCAAAGGUAACAGAGUUAUAACCGAGGGUGAAUAUGUGGAAAUUAAUGGAAUCACCAAAGACAUGUCCGGCUCGUACGAAUGCAUGACCUCAAACGAUAUCUCGCCUCCAGACGUCAGGACUGUUCAGGUUACCGUAAACUAUCCGCCUGUCAUUUCGCGAGCUCGGAGCACGGGAACGGCUGUUGGUCAGAAAGGGGUCCUGUGGUGCGAGGCAUCAGCCGUGCCUCUGGCAGAUUUUGAAUGGUUUAAGGGUGACCGCAGAAUCUUCAAUGGACUCAAUGGGAUCAAGAUCGAAAACAAAGGGAAACAAUCCAUGCUAACGUUCUUUAACGUCUCUGAAGAGGAUUACGGGAACUACACCUGCGUGGCUAUGAACACUUUGGGGAUAACAAACGCGAGCAUUAUUUUGUACGGCCCCGGAGCGAUACACGACGUGAACAAUUCAGCAUCUUCGCCAACCAACUCGUUCUUGCUCCUAACGCUCGUCCUAACGCUCUCGUUCCUGAGCAAGUUUUGAUGCUAAAGCACCUGCCCGCUUCUCAGUACCAGACUCACAGUCCCACACACAACAGAGGCAGAAUACUUUAUCGAUUAUUAUUAUGUUUUUAUUAUUUUGCCUUAAAUUUUAUUUCUGAAGGAAUAAGGUCAGUGUGGGUUUAUGGGUCUGUAAUAGGAUGCUUUGGGAUUUAACAAUAUUUCGGAUUUUCAAAUGGUAAACUGGACUGUGAAUGGAGUCAGUUGUUAGCUGGGUAGAACUUAUAGAUCCAACUACAGUGUAUGUGUCUCUCCAACCUUUUGUAUGUGAAAAGAGAAGCAAAAAUUCAUGUAAUCGUGAAUAACUGAAUGGUUAUUUUGCUCAGUAUUGAACUGUGUGACUUGAGGUUACUGCUGUGUCCUGUUUCAUGUAAAAUAACAUGGUUUUCUUUUUUUAUUAAAAUAAUGUAAAAAAUGAUAAACAGCAAAAAAGAAAGAAUGAAAAAAAACAAUGUAAUAUUUGAUUUACUGUACAUGUACAGAUGUAUGCAAAUACCGUUCACACAUUAAUAAGAUCUAUACGUUCAUUAUAAUAUAGCACACAGACGGCAUAAUGCAUCCUCCAGAGUUCAUCAUCAUUAUGUUUAAAUAACAGAGGAAAAUUAAAGACAUCUUGCAUGUGUACCGAGCUGACAUAGUUACAUGCGGUAGGAUAGGUUCUUUAUCUGGUCUAACAUACUGUACUUUAGGGUAGAUGCGUUUUUUUACCGUACAGUAGAUUGUACAUGUAUGCCCAAAAAAACAACAACAGUAUAUGUGAGAUACUAAGAUGCACAAUAAAUCUGUUCCUCAUACAAUACCUUUAGGUUGACAGCCGUACCAAAUUCCCACAUGGGACAGAGGAAGUGAUUUGAAGAAUUAGUUCUCACAGUAUGUGUAAUCGCAUACCUGAUUCACAUAUUUUGUUAGCAUUCAGAUGUUGAUGGUGACACAUUUCAUUCCACCAAAAAAAUCAUUGUGUACUUGGUGCAAAAUCCCGUAUCAUAUUUUUUUCCAUUUCAUCGAAAUGCUUUGGAUAAGACUUUUAUUAUUAAAGUGUUAAAGUUGUUCUUUCUCAGGUUUUUGGUGCUGGGUUUCUUUCAACUGUGUAUUAUUUUGUAUUCUUGAAGCUUAAUGGAAAAAAAUACAUUUAACAGAAGCCAAAACCGUUAUCUCAAAUGGUAUAUAAAAAAUAUAAUAUGAAUAUGAAUAUAAAUAUAUAUAUAGAUAGAUAUUUAAUAUCCUCAGAGGGGGAAGUGAUAUAAUAGACACAUUUCCUUGCAUAUCUGAAAAUGAUAACCAUCAAUUUAUGUGUGAUCUUUAGCAUUCAUUUCCAUACUAACAUAAUUCCAUAUAAAUGUCAAGUUGUGCAUGUUUGAGCAGGUGAAGGAAAACUGUAAUCAAAGGUUUCAUUCGUUGAAUUGAGUUAUUUCAUAUCUUCAAAUAGAUCUUAUUCUUCAUAAGGCUGCUGUUUUUAACCACCACAAUUGCUCUUUGUAUGAAACCUAUCGACACAAGGAGAGUUUGGUAAUAUUUGAAGAGUUUGGUUUCGAAAUGCAAGAAAUCCAUUUUGACUAAUUUCGGUAAAACGUGCUUUCUAUACCAAAAAAAGGGACAAGAUGAAACCACUAUUUUUUGUUACAAACUUUUACAUAGCAUCUUUAGGUUAUAAAACAUACAUUUUUUUAAAGAUUUAUUAUAAAAACGGAUUAUUUUUUCCACAAAUUGCAAUAAAUCCAUGACAAGUUUUAUUUUUUCAAAAUGCUAUAAAUCUAUUGAAUCAAUAUAUAAAUGUGCAUUCAUCUUUGCCAUGUUAUAUUCAUUAAAUUGAAUAGUGAUAUACAAUGAUUCAAAAAAAUAAACAUUAAUGGCAUUAAUAAAAACACUUAUUUUGUCAGAUUAAGAACACUGUCAUUGCUGUUGUCAUCCUUGGGACGUCGUCGCUAAACUUUUUUGACAGCGAUCAGCUGUAAAAUGUUUUGGUCCUGCUCAAUUUUCGUUGACUUCAAAUAAAAUAAUGGAAAGUUUUUCACAAGAUCCCCUGGGAUCAAUAUGUAAGCAUGACAGAAGCUUGAUGCCGUCGUGUGAGAACAAGCAAUAGCCGGCAUUUUUCCUUCGGCCGAGUGCCUCUCGCGUAAGUGAUUAAAUGUUGAUGACUUGUUUCUUUCCCGUCACAAAAACCACCACAGUUUUAUCAAUGCCAUCAAAGUAUUAUUUUGUUUUUGUUUGUUUGUUGAUCACACAGUACAAAUGUUGGAUGAGGAAAACUAUGAUUCUGUGUGUAUUUAACACGCCGCCAUUGUUGUUUACAAUGUGUGGAAUGGCGCUGUGAUUUAUUCCAUUCUGCAGAAUAGGAGGAGUGGAGUUUAUUGCGUUAAAAAGGGAGAAAGAUGACACGGCGGAUAUUAAAUUGUGCGUAAAAUUAAGAAUUUACUUUAAAAUACUGACCAGAUAAAAUACUGAUUUUGGCGGUAACUCUUUUUUUUAAAUGCCGUUUAUCGCGUUAUGGAACCAAACUCUUCAUUUAUUGAUCAAAGACUUACAUUAAGCCUGAUUUUUACUUGCAUUAAGCCUGACCUAAACCCGCAUUCGAUUCCUGCUUCUUAGCUUGCAUCGUAUUAUUUGGGUCUGAACUGCAGUAUGUUUCCACGAUCACUGCAUGCAUACCACCGCAAGCAUUGUACCUAGUUAAGAGUUUCACUGUAUUCAUCUGUCAAACUUAUUUUGAAAAUGCAUUUAAUUCGGAAACCAGAAAUGUUCAAAGAGACAAAUUACGCAUCGUCUUUUUACCUCUAAGUCGGAGCAAAUUUAUAAAAAAAAUAACUCUUGUACUCUAAUGAAGCAUCCCAAUUAAAAGCUAGAGGAACCCGUGAGGUACGUACAGACACUCAACCGGCAUUAAACCUCUCAAACAAGACCUUGUCCAUGAGCAGUCAGCAUUCAGCGAGUACCGUCAACAGCAGUGCAUACGUAAAUACACUAAAGUGUGACGGUUCAAGGGCUGCUACAUCACUGAGAAAUAAAUACGUGCUCAUACAUUGUAAAUUGCCUUUCAGUUAAGAUUCCUCUGCCUUUAAUAUGAAGGAUAUAUAUUGCCUGAGCCUUGCUAUGUGAGUUUAAUGUGACUUAUUGAAAGUUUUUUUUGUGACUGAAUAGUGCGUUAGUUACCUUGGCUUGGCAGAGCUCUUUAAAAUGGUAAAAUGUUUCAGGGUGGACACAUACGUUAUCUCUUAUUGUAGAGUUGGGAACAUUAAUUAGACCUCAUUGUAAACAAAACCUCAUACACAAGUGUGACUGACAAAUGCUGUAUGUGAGAAACAAAAAAGUUCAAAUAUGCAAAUACAAAUGUGAUUUUUCUUGUUUUUUCAUCGUGAAAGCUGCAAUUUGUAACCUUUCCCUCUAUAUCGCCAUCUCUGUUUAAAACAUGAAAUUGCAAGUAGCCUACUUAUUAAAGUUGAAUUCGUACCCAACCGAGCACAUUAUAAAGUAUUAUUAUAAGCUUACCAUUGUAAAUUGGAGUAAGAUAAGGAGACACUGAACACUGAUUUGCGUUUUUUGUUUUUACCAAAUUAUGGAUUGCUGAAAUUGCUAAUAAAAUUAAAAGCACCUUUUCAUUGUUAUGCUGUGUACACACUAAACGCGAAGCAUCGCGUUUCUCGCUCUAGAUUACUCGCGGGAUUUAACUUUGGGUCAUGCGAAUAUUCCCCAUUGCGUUUAAUAUUUCAACUUGCGCAAAGAUGCGUUUAAGGCGCAUGUUUUCACAGCAAUCGCCCCACCCAAUUUGCGUCAUUCGCAUCGCCCCACGCGAGUUUGCGUAUAUUUGCGUCUUUGCAUUGACUCUGUCUGUAAUCUGCUUGCGCAAAUCGGUGAAUUCGCGUUUGGUGUGUACAACCAUUAGCGUUGUGCCUUGCGUGCAAAAAUCAUUUUUUUGCGAAAAAAAUUUUUUGUAAACAGACAGUUCAGUUCCGUACUAAUUGAAUCGAUUGUUUCAAGUGACAUUGCCCGAUGAUUUCUCGUGAGUUAAGUAACAGGUUACAAGGACAUAGCGUAAAUAGGUUGUACCGUAGACUAUAUCAUUUUGGUAUUUUGUAUAUUAGUGAUUUUUUUUAAAACACUGAUAUUGUGUUGUCACAAUGUUGGUGAAUAUGCUCCUGACAGUGAUGUCAUUUUAACUGUUUGGAUAUACAAUACAAACCACAGACUUGAGCUUCAAUUCUUUGUGCAAUGCUGUGGGGACAUUGAACAGUAGUGUAAAUAUCUUAAAUAGGAUUGCAAAUCCAUUCCAGUUGUUUCCCUUUUAUUUGAUAGAUAUAUAUUUACUAUCAUCUCGUCCAAAAUGCAACCAUCCAAUGAUAGCACUUUUGAUUACAAGUUGGUUCCACCCUUAGUUUUAUUUCAUUUUCAUGGUACAACACAUCCAUAUCAAAAGUGUUUCAUUCAAAAGUGCCCUCCCUUGAAAAACUGUAUUGUAUGUUUGUAUUUAUUUUUCUGACUGUCUCUAUCUAGUUCCGGUUGUAAAGUGUAUGAUACCUUAACAUUUGCGACACACAGCUCUCUCUCUCUCUCAAUGUGCAUGUACAGCCGUAGAUGUAUUUUUCUUUUUUUACUAUUGGAAAAUGAGUAAAAGACUGUUGUAUGUGUUCUGUGUAAUAAAGUUAAGAAUAUUU